This is a messenger RNA of Camelina sativa (false flax), 257 nucleotides long. RefSeq names its product CLAVATA3/ESR (CLE)-related protein 3-like. Gene Ontology annotation, molecular function: receptor serine/threonine kinase binding. The record is from RefSeq and is a predicted model, not a curated record. NCBI's taxonomy places the organism in Eukaryota, Viridiplantae, Streptophyta, Magnoliopsida, Brassicales, Brassicaceae.
AUGGGAAGUCUCAAGUUAUGGGUUUGUUUGGUGUUGCUAAUUCUAUUACUCAAAUUGACCUCGGUGCACCACUAUCAUCGAGGUUUGGUUGCGGAGGAGAGUGGUCGAGUCCGUGUGGAACAGAUUAGACGAGAGCUUUUUGAGAGGUUAAAAGAGGUGAAGGUGAGAUCAGAAGGCGAAGAGACGAUCCUUGGAAAUACUCUUGAUUCGAAGCGACUUAGUCCUGGCGGUCCUGACCCGAGGCAUCACUGACCUAG